This is a messenger RNA of Daldinia vernicosa, 1411 nucleotides long. RefSeq lists its product as uncharacterized. The record is from RefSeq and is a predicted model, not a curated record. Bases 131 to 910 code for a protein of 259 amino acids. NCBI's taxonomy places the organism in Eukaryota, Fungi, Ascomycota, Sordariomycetes, Xylariales, Hypoxylaceae. Gene Ontology annotation, molecular function: protein-lysine N-methyltransferase activity. Gene Ontology annotation, biological process: peptidyl-lysine dimethylation. The transcript has a single exon.
CAAACGCCAAACGCCAAACGGCACAUGAAUGGAGCUUCAAACUUUAAUGUGAAAAAAAGAAGAAAGAAUAAAAUUUAAUUUCAAUCCCGUCAAAAAUUCAUAUUAUUAUCAUUAGACCAACCAAAAUCUCAUGGAACCGGAUACCGCGGGGUUCUUUGAAGAACCAGCCGAUUAUUAUCCCCCAUCACCGCCCCCAACCUUUCAAGUUUACACACUACAGUCAGGGGAGACCAUCACACUUCAUCUUGUAGGCCAUAGCCCCUUGGAAGCCCACCAUCUGUGGAAUGGCAGUCGCAUUAUAUCUAAAUACUUCGAGUCCCAUGUAUCGGAAGUCCGAGGCCGAACUGUGCUCGAGCUCGGAGCCGGAGCCGGGCUACCUAGCAUAGUGAGCGCUAUCCUGGGGGCCGAAAAGGUCGUGGUCACCGAUUACCCCGAUCCCGAUCUGGUUGUCAACAUGAAGAAAAAUAUCCUAGGAUGUGAACUUAUACCUAUAGUAGACGGAAAUCCCGACAAUUCCUCAAUAGUUGCUGACGGCUACGUCUGGGGAGCUGAUGCGACCCAUCUACUAUCGCAUCUGGAGUCAGUCAAGAGGGACAAAUUUGAUGUGCUUAUCUUGGCCGAUCUACUAUUCAGACACUCUGAACACGGAAACAUGAUUUCGUCCAUCGAGGCGACCAUGAGCCGGAAGAAAACCAGCACUGCCUUCGUCUGCUUUACAAGUUACCGGCCCUGGCUGCAGCAUAAGGAUCUCGCAUUCUUCGACCUUGCGCGAGAGAGAGGGUUCAUAGUUGAGAAAUUACUCGAGGAGAAAAUGGACAAGGCUAUGUUUGAAAAUGAUCCAGGCGACGAGGACGUUCGGAAGACGGUUACAGGCUUUACGUUACGCUGGCCGGACGAAAAGUGCAUAUAGGGCACAUCGGGCGCAGUCGGUCUGCUGCUAUUUUUUCAUCAAGGCCUUCCAGGAUCUCUCCGGAUCGUAUUCAAAUGGUGAGAGGUGUGGGCUGCAUCUCGUCUGACACGCAGUUGUGUGCUGCCCCUACCUUAUCUGACUGGCACUCAUCGUCCAUACAAACCUCAUCAAAGCAAUUAAGAACCAAUGAGGUAAACUUCACGAUCUAUUCUCCAAAAAUGUGUGACCCGAAGCGAAAGAGCACGCAGUAUCGCAGAUCCUACUGUGGUGGAUGUAGAACUUAUUAGGGCUGUGAUACCGCCUGCUUCGAUUGGAUAAAAGAGACUACGAAGACGCUUAACGCCAAUAGCAUAUAACAAGCACGUCGUAUCUGGGCGCUUUUCAUUCAUAGUGUCUGUGUACCUUGUUCUUCUUCCGCCUCCUUUGGGUAGCGCUGGGUGGAUCUACAAGGCGGUGCAUGCAAGUGUUGGUUGUUUUCGGCUGCAGGCCUACCACAUUUAG